Messenger RNA from Lingula anatina, 3375 nucleotides. Its product is annotated as pseudouridylate synthase 7 homolog. Gene Ontology annotation, molecular function: RNA binding; pseudouridine synthase activity. Lineage: Eukaryota; Metazoa; Brachiopoda; Lingulata; Lingulida; Lingulidae. Gene Ontology annotation, biological process: pseudouridine synthesis. The record is from RefSeq and is a predicted model, not a curated record. Gene Ontology annotation, cellular component: nucleus.
CAUUCCAUGAAAACACGCGUGCUGCUGUUACGUUUACGUGUUGAUGAUUCUCUUGUUGAUGAGUGUGUUUCCUCUCAGUGUACUGGUAUGUGGCACGAUUUUGAAGGCAAGAAAGCGUAGACUUCAUUUACUUUUUUAAAAUCUUUUUUAAGUAAACCUUUGAGUUCUUUGACAAAUGCGAUUACAGCAAAUUAAUUUCCCCUAGUCAACCCAAGAAGUUACAACAGAUCUAGCUGUAAAUGCUUAGGAUAGAGAUGAGAGACUAAAUGUGCCAGUGAUAUUUGGAACAUGGCAGAUAUUCCCCAACAUACAGCUGAAUCCCAGGUACAGGAGGACACUCUGGAGCCUUCACCCAAGAAACAGAAAUUAGAAGAAGGAACAGAUCCUGUCGUGGUUAAAGAUAAAGAAAUCACAGGGAGUGAAGAUGGAAGUCUCCUCACUGAAAAAGAUUGUGGAAUUACUGAGUACCUCAGUUCACAUCAGGGGUUCACUGGGGUGCUGAAACAGAGGUUUUCAGAUUUCAUAGUCCAUGAAAUAGACACAGAUGGUAAUAUAGUGCACCUGACAGAUCUGUCUCUGCCACUGGAGAAGGAAGAGUGUCCAGAUCCAGGAUUAGACCUAUGCCCAUUCUUCUCUGCAGAAGACAUUGCUAAACUUGAGGAGUUUGUGACAAGAGAAGACAAGGCUGCCACUCUGACACUGCCAGUCCAGGAAGAUAAAGAAAUGAGAACCCAGAUGUACAAAACCUUGAAGAAGAAGUAUCCUAACUUAGAUGGCAGAACUGUGAAAAGUGAGAUAGGAGCAAGUGUCAUUGAGGUCUCUUUCAAAAAAGGGGAGAGUCGAUCCUCACAGGUAUGGCCUCAGAGCCGAGGAAAACACCUGAAGUUUGUACUGUACAAGGAGAACAAGGAUACCAUGCAGGCCAUUAGUCAAAUAUCCAGAUUUCUCAGGAUCAAGCCCAACAUGUUUUGCUAUGCUGGGACCAAAGACAAGAGAGCAGUGACCACACAAUAUAUAUCCUGCUUCAAAGUUGAUGCAAAAAGGAUCCAAGAACUCAAUCAGCAUACUGAUACUUUGGCCAUGGGAAACUUUAGAUAUGUGGAUCACCCUGUAACCCUAGGGCAACUGAAAGGAAACCAUUUCACUAUUGUAUUGAGGGAUGUACUAGGCACAGAUGACCAGAUCAAUGCUGGGUGGACGGCGGUACGGGAGACAGGACUGAUUAACUACUUUGGAAUGCAGAGGUUUGGUACAACAAUUGUACCCACACACCACAUAGGAAGAGCUCUGUUGCACUGUGAUUAUAAAGAGGCUUUGGAGCUGAUUAUGAAGCCAAGACAUAAACCUGGGGAGAGAAGCUGGGACAAACCGGAGCAGUGCAGACAGAAGUGGUCAGAGACGAGGGACGCUGGUCAGGCCCUGGCGGUCAUCGGCAGGUUUAACUGUGUGGAGCAGUAUGUGAUGACUGGACUAAAGAAACAUCAGGGGAAGAACUUCCAGGCAGCCAUACAAAUGAUUCCCAAGAACAGUAGAACCCUGUACAUGCACAGCUAUCAAAGUUAUAUAUGGAAUCAGAUAGUGUCCAGACGGAUACGACAGUUUGGAAUGAAGCCAAUGGCAGGCGACCUGGUCCUGGAUAGCAAUACUGUAGAUGGCGCUGACUGCGAUGUGGAUGAUUUGGAUGCUGUAAAAGAGCAAUCUCAGAAGUCAGCAGGGGACACUGCCAGUCAACCCAGUGUAAUAGUUCUUACAGAGGAGACUGCAGCCAACUAUACAAUUUAUGAUGUUGUCAUACCGUUACCUGGAUAUGGUGUUACUUACCCUGAAAAUGAAGUGAAACAAUGGAUUAGUGACCUGCUCAAGAAAGACGGAAUUGAUGCAGACACCUUCAAACAGAGUUUAAAAUCAUUCUCUGUAUCAGGUAGUUAUAGGAAGAUGUUAGUACGCCCAGAGGGGGUCAAAUGGAGCAUCCAUCGCUAUGACGACAACACAAUUCCCCUGGUGCUCACAGACCGCGAUAGACUUAAUAAUGUGGAGCUACCCACACAAUCUGAGGAAGGGCAGUUGAAGGCAAUCAAAGUGGAGUUUAGUCUUCCUAAGGGUUGCUAUGCAACCAUGGUUGUCAGGGAGGCCCUGAAGAUGGAGACAUCCCAGUCCUUUCAGAUCAGUCUCAACAGAUAACACAGGGUUUUUCUUUAUAUUUGAGAAAGAAUCAUUGGAAGAGAACGUUUCAGGCAAGUCAGACAGCUGGGCACAUCGUGGAUAUUCCUCAAGUUUUUUAAGGAGGCAUUUGGGAAAUAUUUUAAGGAGACUUUUGAAAAGACAGAAAUGGCUGUCACAGUUGUUAUUUCUGGAUAGAAUGGACAGAGGUCAAUCAGCCCAAGUGUUCAGAUCUGCGUCUGGCAGGAACCGUAAUAGUGACAGCGACAGUGAAGGGUCCCAGUUCUCUCAGAUCAUGCCGUGUGGUAUAAUUCCACUGAUGUUCUUAAGCCAGCUGGUGGUACACACUCAGAAGGUGGCUACACAUCUCUGGUUCUCUUGAGCUGAAUUGAAAGCAGUAAAUAAACUAUCAGUAAGAGCAGUAAACUAAAGACCUGUUUUAAUGCCUGACUCAUGACAGUAGUGUGUUGAAGUAGCUGGUAGAUCAGACACAACCCCUGGUGUCUGGUGAGGACAUAGUGAAGUACCUCCAGGACACUUAUAUCAGUCUCUUAGACAAUGAUGUCAGUGGUGUCCUGAAGUGGAAUCAUGGAGAAUGUCAGGAGGACAAAACAGAUGUUCUGAAAUAAAAAAUGUGUGGGUGUAUUUACAACAUAGCCCUGUCAGUUAAAAUAGUUUAGUAUUCAAGGAAGGGAAAGCUGGAAAUUAUUAUCACAAUAUAUCUAAGAUGUCAGCUUCAAGUGUGCUAAGACUGUUUGGAUAGAAAUUUGAUUUUUUGUCUGUAAUGCUCACAGAGUGUUACUGGCAUUUUAAUGGUCUCGAGACUGUAUCAUGUUCUCUAUAUACAUGUACAGACUGUGGUAAACCUGUUAAAAUCUUAUUCUUUAACCUAGAAAUAUCCUUGAUUACCAGCUUCUGCAAAGGGCAAAAUGACAAAGAAAUUAAAUUUAUUUAGGCUGAACUUGCAUGGCAAGAUUUUAAUCUGUACUGAUUUUUUGUCACAAAGUAAGUCGAGAAUACCUGGAGCCUGUCUACAACAGGGACUGUCACACCUGGUGUUGCUGACUGAAUUCAGGCAUAUUUGUUUCUAUGUCUUCUAUUUGUAAUAUUUGUCAAUUCUAAUAGGCUCGACCAAAAUUAUUACUGUUUAAGGUAGUAACUUAAACUUAUAAAUUUGGAAAUAAACUGUUGAAAUGGUGUGAGCAGACUUGCGUA